Spodoptera exigua (beet armyworm) is the source of this 807-nucleotide messenger RNA. The record is from the annotation of a GenBank genome assembly. Lineage: Eukaryota; Metazoa; Arthropoda; Insecta; Lepidoptera; Noctuidae.
GUAUAUAAGCUAGGUCGAGGGACCAGGAGGCACAGAGCAACAUGGCCCGUCUAGCAGUCCUCACUCUAGCCUUCGGGCUAUUCGCUAUUACUCACGCCGCGCCAGGUGGAUAUGGCGGCGGUAGCCAAGGUGGUGGUAGCAUAGGAGGUGGCUACGGCGGCGGCGGCGGCGGAGGCUUCGGCGGCGGUAGCGGUGGUGGCUUCGGCGCCGGCGGUGGCCACGGAGGAGGCAGUGGUCUUGGUGGUGGCCACGGAGGAGGCGGUGGUCUUGGUGGUGGACACGGAGGAAGCGGUGGUCUUAGUGGCGGCCAUGGAGGAAGCGGCGGUCUCGGUGGAGGCUAUGGAGGAGGCGGUGCUCUCGGAGGUGGUGGCGGCUACGGCGGCGGCCAGGGAGGCGGUGGCGGCCUUGGAGGUGGUAGUGGACACGGCGGUCAUAGUGGACAUGGCGGCAGUGGCGGACUCAGCGGCGGAAUCGGCGGCGGUAACGGCGGUGGCUUCGGCGGUGGAAUCGGCGGCGGUAAUGGCGGUGGUCAUGGAGGUGGUCACGGCGGUCAUGGUGGCGGACACAGUGGACAUGGACACGGUGGCCAUAGCGGAGGAGGCUACGGUGGUGCCGGUGCCGUUGCUACCGCUAAUGCUCACGCUACCGCUAGCGGUGGCCACAAAGGAGGAUACGGACGCUGAACCGUUGCAUAAAUAUCGUUAUCGUUAAGAACAACAAAAAUUCAAAAGCUCAAUGUGAUAAAUAAAUAGUUUACUUUUCGCCAUACGUAAAUAUGUAUAAAUGCAAUCCAAAUAAAUAUUAUUG